CGAGCUGGGUGGCCACUCGCGCGCGUGCUGGGGGAAUCCUCCUCCGCGGGGUCGCCUGGCGUCUCCAUAGGGCAGAAAGGUCGACUCUAGCCUUUAUUAGUUAAUUGCUCGUCGUCAGAGGCUGUAGCAGUUCCUUUUGUUUUUUAAAGCCGGCGUUAAGCUUCAGAAUGGACAGCAAGCAAGGCUGCUGUUGCUGGAAUGAGUGCGUGAAUCGAGGAAUUGUCUGCAGAGUCAGAGCAAGGCGGGUUUUGCGUCCAGCCUGGUAGAAAGCGCCAGGCUCUGCAACAUCCUUUUGGAGGUGAAAUAACUUCUUGAAGCCAUGGGCACAUGAUGUCACUGGACCACGCUGUUGCUAGAAGCUACUGUGCUGGUAUUGCAUCCACACUGCAUGAGUGAGAGAAGCUACUGUACCUCAAUAGGUGGGAGCACUUGGAGCAAAGUCUCAGAAGAUGAUCUCCAUGUUCAGUUUAGACACUGAAGACAGCCAGACACAUUGCAAUAGGCCCUGCUACUUGGACCCUUGGAUUGUAAAUCUUCUGCUGGAGUACGACGAGUCUGGAACCGGAGAAGAUGGCCAACUUGGUCAUGUCCUGAAGGUUUUAAACGAGGGAAGGGCUCUACAUCACGAUGAGCAGCACCCAGCAGCUGUUCUGUGUAUCGCAGAUGGGCAUCACUAUAUCCAAGUGGAUGUUACGACCAAAGCUGUUCAGAUGUCAAAAGGCUCUCUACCCCAACCUGGUUUUUCCAGUAUUGUUGGCCAAUUCAUCGUCCUGCAGAAUUAUAGGGUUUGUUUUAAAGAGGCAGCCAAAGUGGAGGAUUGUCAAUUUUACCUCGUGCUUGAUUGUUUCCGUGUGAUGCCCAUGAAGAGGCAGAAAAUGAGAAUGCAGGACUGUAAUCGAGAGCCAUCAGUGCUGGAGAAGAUAAAGGAAUUGUGGCAGAAAAGCUUUGCCCUGCAGCCCUGGUCCAGCUCAGAGCCAUCAUCUGUUUCUGAUGUACUGAGAGAGAUAAAGCAGGAUCGACUCAGCACUUUGAAACAAAAUGCCAAGGACUGUCUCACUUUAUCAAACCCCAGCAAGCUGUUGGAUUCUGAGCAGUUGGCUGUAUAUCCUGACACCAAAUGGCAGGUGGAACGCAAGCAUGAUAAGAUGCAUCAGGAUACCUUUACAAUCCCAGCCAAGCUAUUGGUGAUCAGUGCAGAAAAUGAAGCGUUACUUUGCAAGUCGUAUCCACAAAGGCUUUCUCGAUCUGUUCCUGAAAGUGCUCAAGAUGAUGAUCGCAGUACUAUAUCUUUUUUCAGUGCGGAAUCUGAAAGUCUGGAUGGUUCCUUAGAAAACCCUUGGGACAUAUUUCCAGGAAUGACUUUGUCCACUUCCAGUGGCACAUCCAGUACACCACACAGCUUUCCCCCCCCACAGCAUGUGUUCUUGGCUCAUACAGCUGAGGAAGAAGAGAUUCCAUGCUCCAACAGCUGCACUCCAGAUUUGCUGGAGCCUCAUGCUCAUAUGUCUCACUGUAGUUCUGGCCAGGGUGAGCCAAUAGAGAUGGUUUCCUCAUCACUGCUUUCUUUGCACAACAAUACAUCUCUCAAGAAAUCUGUGAAUCGGGAAUCCAGCACUGUUGCAUUGAACACUGCACAUCAUGUCAGCAAAAAUCCAGAUACUGAUGAAACCAUUUCCUGUGGCCAGCCACUGAGGAAUUCACAUUCCCAAACUAGUAUGUGCCUUCUCUCUCCUGUCUAUCCUCCAGUUAGAAGAGACCCCUCUCUUGGGCCCUUGUCUGAAAAUAUGGAGGUGAAUAUGGAGGAAGACCAUCUGGCCCAUUUGCAGAGGGAUAAGGUGGUUGUGAGAGAAGCUGGGGAGAAAUUCCUGGAUAAAGACAUGAAAUGUGUUUCAGCUAAAAGGAAACAGAAGGUUCCAGAUGAGGAGGAGACUUUUUCUGAUCCUGGGUGUACCAGUUUGAAAGCUCUAGGGCAGCAUUCUGCUGUGGCCUUUCUAGAAUCCAGUAAGCUAGAAAAGGUAGCUAUGAGUAAGCCCAAAAAAAGCCGGAUCGAGGAGCUGCAAGUCCAACAACAUCUGGUAUCGGCCCAAGGCAAAAAAGGGAAGGAGCAGGGAGCCACAGUAGUCAUCCUUAGAAGACCAGAAGAACAGCUUGGAGUGCAGCAGCGGGAGUGUGUGGCAGGAGCCCCUUUUCAUAUUACAUAUCCUCCACCAACAUCUGAACUCUGCUCCCAAGUGCGCUCUACAAGGAUCUCAAGAGCAUUGCUAGAAUGGGCACGAUGGGUUUUCAGCAGCACACAGAAGCAGUAGUCUUUGCUGAAGUUGCUUAUUCAUCUCAGGUUGGAUUUUUCAAGUCACUUUUGCCAUAUUAAAAUGAUUUGUU
This is a messenger RNA of Rhineura floridana, 2379 nucleotides long. RefSeq lists its product as uncharacterized. Gene Ontology annotation, biological process: telomere capping; telomere maintenance via telomerase. The record is from RefSeq and is a predicted model, not a curated record. Lineage: Eukaryota; Metazoa; Chordata; Lepidosauria; Squamata; Rhineuridae. Gene Ontology annotation, cellular component: chromosome, telomeric region; telomerase holoenzyme complex; shelterin complex. Bases 450 to 2306 code for a protein of 618 amino acids. Gene Ontology annotation, molecular function: telomeric repeat DNA binding. The transcript has 16 exons.